Messenger RNA from Tribolium castaneum (red flour beetle), 1448 nucleotides. Its product is annotated as recQ-mediated genome instability protein 1. Lineage: Eukaryota; Metazoa; Arthropoda; Insecta; Coleoptera; Tenebrionidae. Gene Ontology annotation, cellular component: RecQ family helicase-topoisomerase III complex; nuclear body. Gene Ontology annotation, molecular function: nucleotide binding. The transcript has 2 exons. The record is from RefSeq and is a predicted model, not a curated record. Gene Ontology annotation, biological process: double-strand break repair via homologous recombination; resolution of meiotic recombination intermediates. The coding region runs from base 45 to 1412 and encodes 455 amino acids.
UUUUCCCUAACCUAACCUAACUUGUCAACAAGCCUAACCUAAAAAUGUCAAUAAAUCGAGAGAUUGCAAAUGUAAAAGCAUUUUUCACGUCUAUUCAACUGCAUUUGUCUGAUGAAUGGCUCAAAAGUUGUGUUAAUUGGUGUAGAGAGGAAGUUUUAGGGCGCCAUUAUACGUUUGAAGACCUUCGAUCAAAAGUAUACGAACAAUGGCUAGUUCUCGACUUACGCGACGCCCCAAUAACUAUCUUACCUUCCAACCUUUCAAGCAAACAGAAUUUUACGUUGAACGGUAGUUUUUGCUUACAAAUGAUGCAACUUGUCGAUAUUUCAAAGCCCAAACUGUGGCAAUUACAAAAAAUCCGAAACAGUAAUGUUCUAACUCGUGGCACGCAACAAGAUGCUGAUGUUGCGGGAACAGGCAAAAGACUUCUUCAAAUGACACUAACAGACGGUAUUCAGGAAAUUGAAGCAAUGGAAUACAAACCAAUCAAUUGUCUAAGUUUAAAUCUCUCUCCAGGCACUAAAGUGCGAAUCGUGGGCCCUGUGAUGAUAAGAAGGGGGUAUUUGAUGUUAGAAACGAAGAAUGUUAAAAUUCUGGGGGGUGAUGUUGAAGAACUUUCAGUCAGUCAUGCUGCUGAAAAUGUUUUGGCACGAUUUUUAAAAUUGCCAGAGAAUCCUACUCCAAAGGCAAUUGAAGAAAAAAUAUUGUGUGUGGAAAGGGGGGAAGAGACCAAUGAGGGCUACGUGUCUAAUGUUACUUUGCCAAAAAAUGUUGCGAAAAAGAGAAAUUUGAAUGAGGAUGAAGAUAUUUUUGCUUUACCUAAAACUGAUUAUAAAAAUAAUGUUGCGAAAAAACUUGAAGAUGAUGAAAUGGCUAAAGAGAUUGACAUAAUGAUGGAGGUAGAAGCCGAAUUGAAUCAAGAAAACUGUCAAAUUAAACAAAAAGUAGACGAAAGAAACGAUGAUGAUGAUGAUGUGUUUGCAUCUUUAGAUAUCGACGCUCAUUUGGAUCAAGUUGAUGCGAUUUUUAACACCAACUCUGAACCAAUCCCAAUUUCGAAACUUUCAGAAAACCGAGAAAAUAAUACGACCCAUAAAAUAAAAGCAAAAUUCAAAUCGGUCAUUGAAAAAUUGACAUUUGCCGAAAAUGAGUACAAAUUGGUUAUUGAAGUUGAAGAUGCUUCUGGAACGCUAAAGGUGCGCUUACACAGCGAUGUUAUUGCAAAUUUUGCCCAAUGUUCUCCUAGUGAAUUCUCAAGUUUGAAAAAUAGUAUCACGAGUCCAGACGAUGCAGCUGUUGAAAAAGUGAUGAAAGUGGUUAUUCAAGUCAAAAAUAAAUUACUCGAACUUGAUGACGUAAUGAGCGUUCAGUUGGAAAAGAAUCGCACACCUCUUGUCACGAAAAUCUCAUAAUUGUUGUUUUCAAAUAAAAUCAAUACUUUAUUCAAA